Ixodes scapularis (black-legged tick) is the source of this 570-nucleotide messenger RNA. Its product is annotated as BMP-binding endothelial regulator protein-like. Gene Ontology annotation, cellular component: extracellular matrix. The record is from RefSeq and is a predicted model, not a curated record. The transcript is spliced from 4 exons. NCBI's taxonomy places the organism in Eukaryota, Metazoa, Arthropoda, Arachnida, Ixodida, Ixodidae. The coding region runs from base 1 to 570 and encodes 189 amino acids. Gene Ontology annotation, biological process: regulation of angiogenesis; blood vessel development.
AUGGCAGGUUACUUCCAGAUUAUGGAAUACGUAAGCAGUUGGGAGGUUCCGACUGGGAGGAAGACCCGGGGCAAGUAUCCGGAAAGCUGCAGAAAGCGAUCACACGGAGAUGUCAAGCGCGCCAUGGACAUGUGCAACGCGCUCAAGGAAGCACACCUAUGUUUCAGGGGCCGUCACUUCCACGUGUGCUACAAGCAUGUCAAGAACCUGCAGGCUGUUGUCGACGGGUGUAUGGACCACAUGUGCUCGUGCCACCGGAACAGCCUUUGCUACUGCGAUGCUUUUGCAUCUUUCAAGCUGGCCUGCGAGAGGCAUAACGUCACCUUUAAUAAGAUGGCCGGAGGGGAGUGCGAACGUCAGUGUCCCCAGGGAAUGACAUUUGACGCCUGUGGCCCGGCGCGUGUAAAGAGGUGUCAUCCAUACUCCUUCGAAGUCAUGGACACAUGCAUGCCCGGCUGCUACUGUCCGUCUGAGAAACUGUGGGAAAACGGAAAAUGCGUCGAAAAGAAGAAGUACUGUGCCGCGUACGAAACGUUUCUGAGGGCAAUGGGGUCAUCAAAAAAAGUGUAG